CGGUCAUGUGAUCAGCUGUGUCCAAUCACAGCUGAUCACAUUGGACAUGUACACUGAUCAUCAGGGCACUGAUGAUCAGUGUGACCUGAUAAUCAGUGAAGCCCCAGCAGUGCCAGCUGUCAGUGUCCAUCAGUGCCACAUCAAUGCCACAUAUCAGUGCCCAUCUGAGCUGCCUUUCAGUGUCACCCAUCAGUGCCAGUCAGUGCCACCUAUCAGUGCUGCCAAUCAGUGCCACCUAUUAGUACCAAUCAGUGCCAUGUAUCAGUGCUGCCUUUCAGUGCUCAUCAGUGAUGCCUGUCAAUGCCCAGCAGUGCUGCCAAUCAGUGCCACCUAUCAG
This is a messenger RNA of Staurois parvus, 337 nucleotides long. The record is from the annotation of a GenBank genome assembly. NCBI's taxonomy places the organism in Eukaryota, Metazoa, Chordata, Amphibia, Anura, Ranidae.